AUGUCAGCAUCAGGCAGCUUCGGAAGAUCUAAGAACAAGCAUAAUCAACCAAGAAUUCAGAUGAAGAACCCUUUCCUCAAUUUUGGUAGGUUUUUUAAACUGCUUCCACAUUUCAGAAGGCCAGAAACUUUUCAAGACAUGGUUUUCUUAUGUUGUACUAGGUCCAGGUGAACCCCUCUAGUUUUCAGAUACUCACAAAAUGUUCAUGGAGGAAGUAAAUGGACAACGUGCGCACAAUGUCUGGAAAAAAUGGCUAUCGGAUGCCCCAGGUAUGUUGAUAGUAUUCACCUGGACCUAGUACAACAUAAAAAACUUGAUGUCUCGAAAUCUCAUUGCCAAAUGCUGAACCUCAAAUUAAUUUUUUGGGAUGGAAAAGCGUAGAAAAAACAGUUAAAAAAGGGCUUAUAGUUCAGUUAUCUUUCUUUAUCUUGACUAUUUUCAGUGAAUCCAACCCAUCGCAGAUUCCUCACAAAAACAAUCAUGCCCCGUCAGGACAAAUGA
Messenger RNA from Bursaphelenchus xylophilus (pine wood nematode), 501 nucleotides. The record is from the annotation of a GenBank genome assembly. Lineage: Eukaryota; Metazoa; Nematoda; Chromadorea; Rhabditida; Aphelenchoididae.